AUGGCCAAUCCGCAGUUUUCAUUCUACCUGCAGGAAGCUUUAGCUCUCGCCAACAAUGGCGGAGCAAACACAGGCGAGGUUUUACGUAUUGCUACACAGAUCAUUCCACACGACUUCGAAAGUACAUACAAUGCUUUCAAUUAUAUGGCAGAAAAUAUCGUUGCCAUAGCCCGAAAUAUCAACUCUUCACGAGAUCUGACAGGCACCAGAGAUGCAUUCUUCCGUGCAGCGACUUACUACCGAGGUGCCGGGUUCUUUCUAAUCGGCAACUGGUCCGAUCCACGCAAUUAUGAUCUAUGGGACAAGGCGCUUGCAUCUUUUGAUAAGUCAAUAUCAAUGAUUGAACCGGUCGCAGGGGAGCGCUUCGAGCUGGAUGCUCACAGUCCCACCAUUGGUGAUUUCAAAACAAUUGGUGUCUUCUAUAAAGCGUCGGCCGGUAACGAGUCGAGGCCAACUGUCGUGAUUGGUAGUGGCUACGACGCAAGCCAGGAAGAGAGCUAUCAUUCCGAGGUCCGACAAAUCCUCGCCCGUGGUGUGAAUGCCGUCACGUACGAGGGACCAGGGCAGCCCACGGUCCGGAGAAAGCAGAACUUUGGCUUCAUCCCUGACUGGUGGAACGUUGUGACACCUGUAGUUGACCACCUUUCCACGCGCAGAGACGUGGAUAUGUCCAAGCUCGCUCUAAUGGGAGUAUCCUUCGGUGGGAGUCUUGCACCAAUUGCUGCUUCUCGAGAACAUCGGUUCAGUGCUGUCGUAGCCAUCGAUGGUCUCUCCAGCAUGCAAAAGGCAAUUGCAGACCAACUUCCCAAAUCACUUCUGGACUUAUACAACUCCGGAAACAGAAGUGCAUUCGAUAAAGUUUUGCUCAAUGUUGCGGCAAAUACUUCACAGUCUAGUGAAUUUCGUUGGCUCAUCGACCAAAGUCUUUGGGUCUUCAACACUCACAGUCCAUAUGACUGGUGGACACGACUGGGCAAUAUCUCGUUGACGCCAGACAUGGUCAGGCAAUUGCCAAUGCCUGUGUUCGUUGGCAAAGGUCAGCACGACACGUUAACGCUCAAUCAACCAGAGCUAACACAGCAGCUGCUGACCACGGGUCGCCCCAACGGUGAAGGAUUGACGCAUUACCACGAAUUUAAUACUAGCCUUGGGGCGGGAGAACACUGUGCUCUCGGGGCGGAGUCGCAACUUGCCCAGGUCAUAUUGGACUGGCUAAGUGAUGUUUGGGGCGGCUACGCUUUCCAACAUCAUACACCAUAA
Exophiala bonariae is the source of this 1260-nucleotide messenger RNA. RefSeq lists its product as uncharacterized. Lineage: Eukaryota; Fungi; Ascomycota; Eurotiomycetes; Chaetothyriales; Herpotrichiellaceae. Gene Ontology annotation, biological process: proteolysis. Bases 1 to 1260 code for a protein of 419 amino acids. The transcript is spliced from 5 exons. Gene Ontology annotation, molecular function: serine-type peptidase activity. The record is from RefSeq and is a predicted model, not a curated record.